CAUGAAAAUUUUUAAAAAGAAAUCCUAACCUAUAAAUUGUAAAACUAGUAAAUAUUGAGUUAUUUGAUUUGAAUCUAAGCAAAAAUCAGCAAAUAACAAGUGAUAUUGUAUUCUAAACAAAAAUAUAAAUAUUAUUCAAGUCUAAAUUUAGAAUUCUUUCAUUAAAUAAACAACUUUUUUUAAUCUUAAUUUUAAAUUCUGUAAUAUACAUGUGUAAUAAAAACAAUGAAAACCACAAAACGUACACAUGAAUUUAAAGCCUUAGAGCUAAAACUCGCAGAGGAUUCACAAUCGCCACACACAAUAUACAUCAAAGAACAUGUAGUAAGAGAACACACCAAGGACAGACCGUCAGGGAGAACUUUGCUAGUCCUCAAUGUACCGCCGUACGCAGACGAGAAAGGUAUAGAGAACGCAUUCAGGGAUGUCGGCGACAUAGAGUCAGUUCAAUUCUCACUGAAACCAAGUGGAACAGACACAAAAAGUGAGAGAAAAUUCAUUGAGAACAUAGAUAAACCUUCAUUUAGAGUGGCUUAUGUAGUGUUCAAAAAAGUGUCUGAAUUAGAUAAAGCAUUAAAAUUGACACAUCUAUAUCCAAUGAAUUCUAAAGACCAUAGCAUAAAACUAGGUGUGAGGAAAUGGAUUGAUGAAUAUAAUAACAGUGUCUUAUUGCCAAAAAUUGUUAAAGAAAGAGUAGAACAAUUUAUGAAAGUACAUGAUGAAGAGGCAGAUCUUACUGAAAAGAAAGAAAAACAAUUAGAACAGGAAGAUGAUGAAGGUUGGAUCACUGUGACAAAGAGAGGAAAAGUGCAGAGCUUCGCCCGAACAGAGAAAGUGGAAAAUAAAAUAAUGGCAAGAGAAGAGAAGAAUAAAAAGAGGAAAGAAUUGAAAAACUUUUAUACUUUCCAAAUAAGGGAAUCUAAAAUGAAACACAUUGUUUCCCUUAGGCAGAAAUUUGAAGAAGACAAAAAGAAAAUAGCACAAAUCAAACAGAGUCGUAGGUUUAAGCCAUUUUAAUAAAUUUCAAAAUAAAUAA
Messenger RNA from Galleria mellonella (greater wax moth), 1036 nucleotides. RefSeq names its product ribosomal RNA-processing protein 7 homolog A. NCBI's taxonomy places the organism in Eukaryota, Metazoa, Arthropoda, Insecta, Lepidoptera, Pyralidae. Gene Ontology annotation, molecular function: RNA binding. Gene Ontology annotation, biological process: rRNA processing; ribosomal small subunit assembly. The coding region runs from base 226 to 1017 and encodes 263 amino acids. The transcript has 2 exons. Gene Ontology annotation, cellular component: CURI complex; UTP-C complex. The record is from RefSeq and is a predicted model, not a curated record.